AUAAUGUAGAUAUAUGCGCGCGCAUUACGACAUAUAGUUAAAGUACAUCUUAUAUUAUCGUUGUGCACAAUAAUAUCGUCUGCGGUUAUUGUUUUUUCUGUCUGAAACUUACUAUUCACAACCGACUGUGAACCGCAUGCGUAUAUACCUAAGAUAAAUAUAAUAAUAUUGUUUCAUCCAUAAAACAGUGUACCGUUCCGUUAUCUAAAACACCAGCGCACCCCUUCAGGUCUCUCUUGCACACAAAAUAAUUGUAUUGUUAUUAUUUGUACUGUAUCAUAUUAUUGUUCACAAACAAUAACACUAAGAGUAUAGCACCGCCGCGAUGGCCGAGACCCCGUGUUUCUUCGGACUGACGACCGUCCGUGUGGGCGCACGCAUCGUGGCUUAUUUACAAUUUUGGUCAGAAUUGUUUUUUGCCGUGCUACUGAUAUUAAAAUAUUUUAAUGAAUGGUCAGGCACAGCCGAGAGUACGACUGACGCAAACAAUAGUUCGUCCGAAAAUGAAACAUCGUCACCAUUAAAAUAUUAUAACGAACUGGAUUUCGAUAGAUCAAUCUUUUCAAAGCUGUUGGAUGCAAUACUAGUUAUGUAUGCUAGUUACUAUUUGAAAAUAGCCACAUACAGUCAUAAUUUGAUGUACCUGAAUUUUUGGAUGAUAUUAAAUAGUCUCUAUUUUCUCACAUCAAUAGCGUUUGUAAUUUUCGCUUCGUUGAGAGUUGGAAAUUUUGGAAUAUUUCUCGCAGGAUUAAUUGGAAUCUUAAUAAAAAGCUAUGAACUAUACGUCGUCUUUCAAUUUUACUCGGACGAAAUAUUAUCAACCUCAGUCGACAAUAACCAAAACCCGUCGAGCAAUGGAGAUCAGUCGUUACCUCGAAGUCAUACAACUGUGGAAAUCGGAACAGAAACAAUCAGUACAAAUUAUAAUCAGAAUACUUUGGAUGUAAAAAAUAUUACUUAAACCAAUUAAAGAUACGACUUAAAAUCACUUAAAACUUUAAACCUUUCGAACUCGUUGUGAUUUAAUAAUAAUAUAAUGUGAUAACCAGAAACACUGAGGUCGAAAUUAUUACACACCAAUAUAACAUAUUGUAUUUUAUUUAUUAACUGUAUUAUAAUUUAUAAAUUUAUAAUA
This is a messenger RNA of Rhopalosiphum maidis (corn leaf aphid), 1135 nucleotides long. RefSeq lists its product as uncharacterized. The coding region runs from base 326 to 961 and encodes 211 amino acids. Lineage: Eukaryota; Metazoa; Arthropoda; Insecta; Hemiptera; Aphididae. The transcript has 6 exons. The record is from RefSeq and is a predicted model, not a curated record.